Molecule: messenger RNA, 3120 nt
Organism: Centruroides sculpturatus (bark scorpion)
Lineage: Eukaryota; Metazoa; Arthropoda; Arachnida; Scorpiones; Buthidae
Product: fatty-acid amide hydrolase 2-like
Exons: 7
Coding region: 84-1616 (510 amino acids)
Source: RefSeq, a predicted model, not a curated record
UCUUAUUACUGUUUUUUCGUCUAAGUUUAAAAUUUAAUAUAUUAAAAUUCGUCUAGAAUAUGUCUUGGAAGUUAUUUAGGUGAAUGAACUUAAUCUUCCUUAUGUUACAGGAAAUCAUGUCUGCUAAGUAUUAUGUAUUGAAAGCGGGUAGAAUUAUAUUGGAUUUCGUUACAAAUUUAAUUUUUUCGAUUAUUUAUUCUGGAAAACCUGAAAGAAUACGUCCCGUUUCCGAUCCUCUUUUAUUGGAACCGGCUACUUCACUUGUCAAGAAGAUAAUUAAGCAGCAGAUGAAAUGUGUAGAUGUUGUGGAAGCAUAUAUUUCAAGAAUCAAGGAAAUUCAACCCAUUAUUAAUGCAGUUUCAGAAGACAGGUUUGAAGAUGCCCUGAAAGAUGCACAAAGUGUAGACAAUCUUAUUACCUCACGUAAAUAUUCAGAAGAAGAAUUAGAAAAAAGAUAUCCUUUCUUAGGAAUCCCAUUCACAAUUAAGGAAAAUAUUGGUGUUAAAGAUAUGUUAAAUACUGCUGGUUUAUACUCAAGUAAAGGAACAAGAGCUUCAGAAGAUGCCAAAGUAGUAGCAUUAAUGAAAAAUGCAGGAGGCAUUCCAUUAGCUGUUACUAAUCUUCCAGAAUUAUGUAUGUGGUGGGAAACUAAUAAUAAAAUAUAUGGACGAACUUUGAAUCCUUAUGAUACUAGAAGAAUCGUUGGGGGUAGUAGUGGAGGUGAAGCUGCUGUCUUAGCUGGUGGAGGUUCAUUAAUUGGAAUUGGAUCAGAUAUAGGUGGUAGUAUUAGACUUCCAGCAUUCUUUACUGGUGUAUUUGGUCAUAAAACAAGCAAGCUUGGACCAAUGUGUCGCUAUGCCAAUGAUUUAUUACCAAUGUUGAAAGUUUUGUCUGGAGAAAAUAGCACAAAACUUACAUUAGAAGAAAAGGUAAAUAUUAGCAAGUUAAAGAUUUACUAUAUGGAAAAUGAUGGUGGAAAUCCAUUGAGCUCACCAGUUAAUUCAGAAUUAGUAAAUGCCCAAAAACAGGUUUUGAAGCAUUUUGAAGAAAAAUACAAUAUUAAACCAAUCAAAGUAAAUAUAAGAAAGAUGAAAUUGUCCUUUGCAAUUUGGAGUCAAAAUAUGGCAAGUAUUCCAGCUCCAUCUUUUGCUUCAAUUAUGGUACAGAAGAAAGGAGAAGUCAAUCUAAUUUUAGAAUUAUUAAAAUGGUGUAUAGGAAUGUCUGAUUUUACUUUACCAUGCAUAUUGUUUGCUAUAUUUGAAAAACGAAAUCGCAACAAAGUUAAAAAAGAAAAUAAAUUUAUUCGUAUGGCAAAUGAAUUAAAAAAAGAAUUCGAAAGCAUUCUUGCUGAUGACGGAAUAUUUUUAUAUCCUUCUCAACCUGAAACUGCAAUAUUUCACAACCAAUCAAUAUUUAAAUUUCAUAAUCCUAGUUAUACAGCUAUUUUUAAUAUUCUGGGAUUGCCAGUAACCCAAUGCCCUUUGGGUUUAAGCUCUGAAGGUUUGCCUUUAGGCAUACAAGUUGUCGGAGGUCUCAAUAAAGAUCAUUUAACAAUAUCCGUUGCCAUGGAAUUAGAGAAAGCUUUCGGAGGUUGGAAAAAUCCAAAUUUGCAAUAAAGGAUUAAGGUUAAAUUGAAGAUGACCAAAUCAGUAAUGCUAUUUACUGGAUGAUGACAUAAAAGUAAUAUAAAAGUUGUUUUCACAUUUUACACGUAUAAAAUAGCAGUUUAAAAAUUGUUACCAACUUAUGUCUUUUAUUAUUUAAUAAAUGUAAAUUAAUAUUUAAAUUAAGGAAAUAAAUGAAAAUGCAAUAUAUAACAUGCCUUACUUUUUUCCUCAAAAAUCGCCCUACACCUAAUUGACAGUCAGCGUUGGGCUAGAGAAUUGUAGUUUCUAGCAUAUGAUGAAAAAGUUAAAUACUUCAUUUUGUAUAGUGAUAGGAUUGCAACUUUCAGGAUAAGCAAUUCCAAACACAGUGUGUAAAAAUACCAACUUGAAAAAAGUUGAACCAAAAGAAAAUGUACAAACAAACUUGGAGACAUUUUUGGUCAACAAUUUUCAAAAAUUGUAAGCCUGAAGUUUGUUUUUGUGUCUGAAUGCCUUUCCUUAACCUGAAGAAAGGAAUUAGAUGGAAGUUGGGAUCAGAUAUGGAAUGAUUAUAUAGUGAUUAUAUUAUCGUAUAUAGUUAGUUACUCGGGGCCUCCUUCCCCGAGUAACUAACUAUAUACGAACUUCUGGUUUGCACCAUAAAUCAUGCUGUUUCAAUUAAAAAUUUCCUCUAAAUGGAAUUAGUUAGAUGAUGACCUGACACUAUUGCUAACAGGAAAAAUAUGAUGAAGGCAGGACACUACUAAAAUUGAGAACGUUGUGAUGAAAUAUUGCAGCCUGGUAUUGUGACAUCUUCACAAUAAAUCUUUUGUUGUCAUUUUCCUUUCGAUGAUUACGAUUAUGAUAAGAUAGCCGGAUUGCUGUGGCACAUAAGGUGUCAGCUUACUGCUCUAAGGUACCAAGUGAGAAAUCCCAGAAAGAUUCAUUCCGAAUAUACAGUAUCAGACCCUGUCUCUCACCAUUCAAUUACCUUCAUUGUGAGAAUGGCUGAACUCACGAUAGGUAUGAUUACCAGUACAAUUACUUGCCCAAAGGGUACAAAGAUAGUAAAAUUGGGAAAAGCGCAAAUUCGCAGGAAUGAAAAUAAUUUCGAUUAUAAAUAGUGGUGCCAUCUUCUCUGUGGAAAAGAGAGGAGGGAAAACCAACUCUUCGUUCAUUUUUCAGAAUAUUUCCGAACAAUUUUUUAAAAAAUAAUUUAAAUUUGGAAAACCUCGCAACCUCUAUAUAGUCCUUAGACUCUGGACGCAAAAUUUAUGCAUUUAGCGAGAAAAUUUUGAAUGGUCUCCGUGCACACUUAUGGCCGGACUGGCGAACGUCAAACACUGCACACUGCAAAGAUAGCCAAAUCCCGUGAUUUUACAUGAUCUUGGAUCCAUGUGAUGUCGUAACGACACCUAUACUGUACUUCAACAUGACAGAUGCUUUCAAAUAAAAUACGAAAAAAUACUAAAAUCAUUUAUUAAUUAAUUACUAAAUUACUACUAAUUGUAAAUUACUAUAGAAUUUUCGGAUU